Messenger RNA from Cetraspora pellucida, 216 nucleotides. The record is from the annotation of a GenBank genome assembly. NCBI's taxonomy places the organism in Eukaryota, Fungi, Glomeromycota, Glomeromycetes, Diversisporales, Gigasporaceae.
AUGAUAUUAUUAUUAAGUAUCAAUACAAUUUUUAAUAUUGAAGAAAAAGAUAUAGAUAUUAGAGAUGGCAAAGCAAUAGAAGAUGAUAAUAUAAUAGAAGAAGGAACAGAAAGAACAAAAAGAUCUAAAACUUAUAAUCUUCACAUCAAAAAAUAUGUAGAAUGGAUUGAAGGUCUUAAGAAAUUAAAGCUUAGUUAUAUUAAAUAUGACUAUUAG